Molecule: messenger RNA, 1161 nt
Organism: Fulvia fulva
Lineage: Eukaryota; Fungi; Ascomycota; Dothideomycetes; Mycosphaerellales; Mycosphaerellaceae
Exons: 1
Coding region: 1-1161 (386 amino acids)
Source: RefSeq, a predicted model, not a curated record
AUGGCUUGCUCGAGUCGCCCGGACGUCAGCAGCCUGGCCGUCACAAUCAACGACAUCCCGCACAUCUUCGGAGCCCCGGCUGCUGGCGACGAUGAAGACGAGGCAGCUUCUCCCAUGGACGCAGAAGAUACAUCUACUCGAUCUGACGCCCAGGCACGCCCACAUCUCUUGCCACCUCUGAAGCUGAGGCCCGAGGCCGCACGCAGUUCCACCGACCCCUCGUCCGCUGCCUUGCAAGGAUACACAUCUAGACCGACGAGCGGCCAGCGGAACAGAUCACCAUUCUCACGGAGUCACUUGCGGUCACGCUCGAGUGGCGCGGCACUUAGUGCCCCCGUGAUGACCAGAGCGCAUUCGAGUCCGUCAAUAUACACUCCCACAACCCGUACUUUCGAGCUUUCCACGCCUCCCGCGCUCUCUCUGCCACCCGGAAGUUCCAUGAAGACUUCCGCACGUCAGCGCUCGCCGUUCAGGCAACAGGAAGAGCUUGGGGCCUACAACCCUCCAUCGCGGUCUCCGAGCUGGUUUGAACCGACAAGUGGCACUGCCAUACAGUCGAUUCAAGAAGACAGCGAGCUCGAUAUAACGCCAAGACAGCAGCUACCUCCGCCAGCAUCUACGCUGGCAUCAUUCUCGCGAUCGUCUUCUCUUCGCAGACGGCCCGCUUCGCCAUUACAUUCUUCGACUGCAGCCGGUCCCCCGUCGUCCUUCCCAUCCGUCCUCGUCGAGCAGAACACCCUGAUCAACGCGGCUUCCGGAUCUAACUCGCCUUCUUUGGCGCCGCAACGAUACAACGAAACGCAUCCAUCACUACACCACUACGCGAGCAGUUCUUCAUUCAGCAGCAUACCAUCGACGCCAACCUCACAACGAUCCCGUUCACCAUCGAUCAGUUCCCUGGACACUAUUGAGGAUGCGCCAGAUCUUGAGAGUGAGGCUGUCGAAACAGAACGGAUCGAGAGACUGAAGCUGGCUGCCGAGAGGCAGGAACGAGCUGAGCGUGGUGAAGAUAUGGAUGACGAGCCCAGGCGAAGGAGCAGCCUCGAUAUGCCGCGUGGGUUUGGCUUCGGAAGGGGCAGCAGUCGCGAGAGGAAGCGGUGGUCGGUCUGUGGAGGUGAGCGAAGGGGCGACUUGGACCUGGAGACUAUCUAUGAAGAUUGA